AUGAGUCUGUCAAUACUCUCGUCAAUCAACACUGCUAAUUUCUGCAUUCGUAAUGAGACAUGUUUGUCUCUUUGUUUUUUCCUGCUGUUAUGUCUGUUCUUCAUUUGCCAACUACUGUUGUUCUUACGUCAUUUUUAUCACCCUAUUCGUUGUGGUCGACAUUAUUAUUCUUAUUCUUAUCAUCAUACAGAGUAUGAUAUUGUGUUACUUUUUCAAUUAUCAAUUGCAUCAAAUUCUAUCUAUCUAGCCAUCUAUCUCUGUCAAUCACGAUCUUUCUAUCCUAGUCUCUUACUCUCUCUCUCUCUCUCUCUCUCUCUCUCUAUCUAUCUAUCUAUCUAUCUAUUGAUCUAUCUAUCUAUUUUUCUGCAUUACAUUUACCCCCCACAUACACCCUCUGGAGAAAUAGUCUGCGAAACCUAUUCUCCAUCUUUUUUACUAUGGAAACUCGUUCUUCAUUUGACGUUAUUUACCCUCACUGAAAUUCGCUUUUCUCUUUACCUCUCGCUUUCUCUUUCUUUUUUUCGUCUCACUUUUUUCAUUCUCUACUUAUUCUCAUCUUUUUCUUUUUCUCUUUUUUCUCAUGUCUUUCUUUCUCUCUUUUCUUCUCAUCUCUUUCAUUCUUUAUUUUUUCUUAACUCUUUCUUUCUCUUUUCUGCUCAUCUCUUUCUUUUUCUCUGUUCUUCUAAUCUUUUUCAUUCUCUUUUUCUUUCCAUCUCUUUAUUCUCAUCUUUUCAUCGCUUUCAUUAUUUCUUUUCUUCUCAUCUCUUCUAUUUUCUCUUUUUUUUAUUCCUUUCGUUCUCUUUCUUCUUUAUCUUUAUUAUGGUUCAUUCACCUUUUCUUUCUGUGUUCUUCCAUUUGAAUUCCGUUCGUCCACUCUCGUCAUUUCUCACACACGUACAGAUCUCAAAUUUGUUUUCUUCCUUUUUUCCAUUCUUAUUCGUUCUUUUUUUCUUUCUUUCUUUAUUUCUUUCUUUCUUUCUUUCUUUCUUUCUUUCUUUCUUUCUUCUGUUCUUUCUUCUGUUCUUUCUUUCCUUCCUUCUUUCUUUAUUUUCCAAAUAUAGAAAGUCUUGGUUCUUUCUUUCUUCCGUUCUUUAUUUAUUUAUUUAUUUUCUGUUUGUUUCUAUCUUUCACUUUUUCUUUUCCUUCCUUGCUUCCUUCCUAUUUCUUUCUUUUUUCUUUCUUUUCUUUCUUUCUUUCUUUCUUUCUUUCUUUCUUUCUUUCUUUCUUUUCCACUACAUAUUUUUUCCGUUUUCACUUCUAUUUGCCGUUAUAUUCAUUUUUCUCCCGCAUUCUCUUUUUUUCCUUCCUUUUUUAUCGCUUCAUUUUUCUCGUUUUUUCUUCUUCUCUUCUUUUCUAAUUCUUAUUUUCCCUUUUUCUUCUCAAUUCUCCUCCUUUCACUUCCUUAUUCCCUUUUCCUUUUUCCGCCUUCUUUCUUUACCACUUUUUCUUCGUCUUUUCUCUCUUAAUCUUCAUCUUCCAACUACUCUCUUCUUUUCCUUCAUUUUUCUAUUUUUUCAUCUUCUUCCUGCCACUACUUCCCCCUCCUUUCUUCUGUUUCUUCUUUUACGACUUUCUCUUCAAUUUCUCUUCACUCGUCUUUAUUUGCUUUUCAAGGAUCCCAUGUUUUAUAAACCACCGACUUCCCUUCUUAGAUUCUUUCUUCACACACUUCUCCCAGCGAUGGUCGAACUUUUAAAUUCAUUCAUGUAUCUAUUUCUUUGUUCUCGACACAAUCCAGCGCCAUUGCAUUUUCAAAUUAUUCUAUCUAUUUAUCUAUCUGAAUCGGUUCUUCAUCUAUCUAUCUAUCUAUCUAUCUAG
Molecule: messenger RNA, 1818 nt
Organism: Acanthosepion pharaonis
Lineage: Eukaryota; Metazoa; Mollusca; Cephalopoda; Sepiida; Sepiidae
Source: the annotation of a GenBank genome assembly